AACUAACCACAGUGGCUGUCAUUCAGAUUCAGUGCGGGAGUGAUUACGAGCAAAGUUUCAAAUGAGUUCCUCCCCGGCGAAGCUGCAGGAUCUGCCGCCGAAAGGUGGCUACCAGAGCAUUCCCUUUUCGAGGAUUCCAGCCAGGAAGUACUUCAAGGGAUGGCAAAUGAUUGCCGCCUACGCAGGAUUCACGACCUUCGGUUUGUCGUUGUAUUACCUGAACUGCAAGGAGAAUAAUCGCAACGAAAUCGAGAUGCGAUCGGCACGAAACGUGAUCUAUGCGCUGCUGCUGGCCGAGCGAGAUCGCGAAUAUCUUAAGCAGCUGCGGCGAAACCGCGACGAAGAAGCGGAACUGAUGAAGGACGUGAAGGGUUGGGAAGUGGGUACCUGGUAUGGUGAGCCGGUCUUCAAAACGGUGCCCAAGGAUAAAUUUUUGGAUCCGAGCUUCCAGGAGUUCUAUGUUCACUCCAGCUACAAGGAUAUGGCUAAGCGCAAGAACACGAAGCUGAUGACCUAAGCCGGGACCGCCUAUUUGGUUAUCUUGGGUACUGUGUUAUCGUCAGAUUCAGAAGUUUGUUUGAAGCAGAAACUUUAUUGAGUAAAAUAAAUCGUAGGUCUGUCAACAGUA
Molecule: messenger RNA, 628 nt
Organism: Armigeres subalbatus
Lineage: Eukaryota; Metazoa; Arthropoda; Insecta; Diptera; Culicidae
Gene: ND-B16.6
Product: NADH dehydrogenase [ubiquinone] 1 alpha subcomplex subunit 13
Exons: 3
Coding region: 62-517 (151 amino acids)
Source: RefSeq, a predicted model, not a curated record